Molecule: messenger RNA, 1766 nt
Organism: Serpula lacrymans var. lacrymans S7.9
Lineage: Eukaryota; Fungi; Basidiomycota; Agaricomycetes; Boletales; Serpulaceae
Exons: 12
Coding region: 126-1643 (505 amino acids)
Biological process (GO): proteolysis
Cellular component (GO): fungal-type vacuole
Molecular function (GO): serine-type carboxypeptidase activity
Source: RefSeq, a predicted model, not a curated record
AGCAUAAAUUUAUCCUACAAUCCUUCCACGCCUUAGCAUUCCGUAUACCUCGAGACCGAAUAACGUGUACGCGAAUUCAAACAAAGUACGUAAGUGUCAAGGGCACCCUUUCACUCUGAACCACCAUGUUGUCGCUAUCGCUCCUCGGUCUGCUGGCCUUUGUCGUCGCGUCUAACGCGGCCAGCCAGUCUCAGUCGGUGCUCUCACCAAAUGUACCGCGUUAUGGACGCGAGAAACAGAAUGUUCGAACGGGCACGACGCCGUAUGACGAUGGUUUGUUCACACCAAUGGAACAUUUGGGUGUGCUAUCUGAGACGCAGUUCACAACGCUGCAACAUCCUUUCUUCCCCAAGCACAGCGUACGCAUCAAGAAGUCUGCCUUCUGCGAUGAUACCGUCAAUUCAUAUACUGGUUACAUAGACAUCGAGGCUAGACAUCUCUUUUUCUACUUCUUUGAGAGUAGAAACGAUCCUGCGAAGGACGAUGUUAUCUUUUGGACUAAUGGAGGUCCUGGAUGUUCUUCUAGUUUAGGACUUUUCAUGGAACUUGGUCCUUGUAGAGCCCUCACGGCUAACGGGACUACUUUCCAUCCAGAGUCUUGGAACUCGAAUGCAAACAUAUUCUUCGUUGACCAGCCCAUUGGCGUAGGUUUCUCGUAUGCCGACUAUGGGGAAUUUGUGAGCACGACUGAUGAAGCAGCAAAGGAUAUCGCUGCUUUCGUAUCCAUCUUCUUUGAGCACUUCACUCAGUUCAAGGGUCGUGCAUUCCAUAUGGCGGGUGAAUCUUAUGGAGGUCGAUAUAUCCCUGAGUUUGCUUCACACGUGUAUGAUCAGAAUGUCGAGCUAGUAGAGGCAGGCCUGACACCCAUCAAUCUCACCUCUGUAAUGAUUGGAAACGGCAUGACUGAUUACUUUACAAUGUGGCCGUCAUAUGUCGAUAUGCAGUGCUCUCCAGCGUCCGUGUUCCCUUUCCAAAGUAUUAGCUCGUGUGUUCGCAUGAAGCAGGCGAUCCCUAGGUGUCAGAAAUGGACGAAAGAAUCUUGCGUAGACACGUUUGACGCCAUGAACUGCCAGGCAGCAAGGGAUUUCUGCGAUCAGGAACUACAAGAACCUUUCUUUGAUACGGGAAAGAAUCCAUAUGACAUUAGCAAAGACUGCGAAGGUGACAUUGGUGACACCUUGUGCUAUCCUGUGACCAAGUUCAUUUCCCAGUAUCUCGACCAGGUAGACGUGCGUGAGACACUUGGUGUCGACCCCUCUGUCGGGAACUUCUCGUCUUGCUCCGGUCCAGUUGGAUCAGCAUUCACAGCCGCUCUAGACAUCUACCACGAGACAUACACACAUGUCGCACAACUGCUGGAGCGCGACGUGCGUGCAUUGAUUUACGUUGGUGACUACGACUGGAUCUGCAACUGGGUCGGAAACGAACGGUGGACUUUGAACUUGGAGUGGAGUGGAAAAGAAGACUUCGUGGCUCAGGAGUUGCGCGAUUGGGAAGUCGAUGGGAAGUCGGCAGGAAAAACGAGAAGUGCGAGUGGGCUGACGUUUGCCACCAUCCACGGUGCAGGACAUAUGGUUCCCUAUGAUAAACCACAGGAAGCUCUUCAGCUCGUGAACAGAUGGUUAGCUGGAGGUGAUUUGUGAUCGAACAGCGAGUCGACAUGAAGUGCACUGGGUAAACAGUGUCUCAUGUAUUUACCGUACUUACGCGUGCCUACACAAUCACACUCCAUCGUUUCGUGGGCUCGGAGACAUUCCGUCGCAUUC